This is a messenger RNA of Rhipicephalus sanguineus (brown dog tick), 760 nucleotides long. RefSeq lists its product as uncharacterized. The transcript is spliced from 3 exons. NCBI's taxonomy places the organism in Eukaryota, Metazoa, Arthropoda, Arachnida, Ixodida, Ixodidae. Bases 69 to 461 code for a protein of 130 amino acids. The record is from RefSeq and is a predicted model, not a curated record.
CGAUCCUGCAAAGUGAUCUGUCGGCUGCGUUACCUUUUUCUCUUUCACGUGUGUACAGUAGCGCAAGAAUGAUCACGCACGCAAAAGUGCGGUAUGAGGAUGAUCGAAAACUUGCGGUUGUGGACAUUCGAGACAUAGAAAACUUCCAUCCCGAGAACGCGAAGGAUUUCAAAUCGAAGUUCUUUUAUUCGGUGAAAUGGACCGAUCCGGACGGGACCUCGGACUUUUACCGGGCUCGGAUUCUAGCUCUGGGAGAAUCAGAAGAAGACCUGGAGGCGGAGGGAAGAGGCCGGCAGAGGCUUAGAUUUGAAAGAAUGGCAUAUUCGCCUGACGGCGAAGAUGAAGACGAUGAUGUCGAGCCAGAGCGUCCUGCAAAAAAGCCCUCUGGCCCAAGGCAGGAGCUAUUGGACAUGUUAAAAAAAAAACUGACGACAUCCAGCAAAGGGAGGAAGCUGCUUUAAAGAAGCAGAAAAAGAGGCCAACAUAUGACGAUAGGGGUGGCCUAGUCACUGAGCUGAAGUACAAGGUACAGAGACUUGAAGGCCUUGUGGAAAGAAAGUGCAAAAAAAUUGAGGAACUGCGAAACAAAAACGAAGAGUUGGAGCAGGAGGCCAUGAAGCUGAGGCAGCUGAACAUGAGGCUGCAGGAAAGAAUGCUGACAGCCAUAGACGAAGGCAAAGGUAUGGAAUUCAGCUUUCUGUAGUUUUGUGGCUUCUGUGGCUGCUACAUGGACUUAUUUGUAAUUUGUAUGCCAGUAGCA